Molecule: messenger RNA, 561 nt
Organism: Elaeis guineensis (African oil palm)
Lineage: Eukaryota; Viridiplantae; Streptophyta; Magnoliopsida; Arecales; Arecaceae
Source: RefSeq, a predicted model, not a curated record
AUGGAAGCCGAUCAUCCCAGCUCCGACGAGCCCGAGACGGCCGUGCCCGGAGAAAGGGGUGGCUCGAGCACUCGCACCCGGUCCUACGACUGCACCUUCUGCAAGAGAGGCUUCUCUAAUGCCCAGGCUCUUGGAGGACACAUGAACAUCCACAGGAAGGAUAGAGCCAAGCUCAAACAGCCCUCCAAUCUAAGCCAACAAUUCCCUUUCGAUGUCUCCAACGACUUUGCUCCCUCGUAUUCUCCGACCCCUAAGAAUUACCCGUCCCAGCCGAUGCAUGGAAGCCAGGAUAGGGGGCGCAUGUCCACUUGGGCAUGGAUGGCUCCAAGUGAACAAGACAUCCCUGGAAAUAGGAUAGGUGGGCCCAGGCAGCUGUCUUUGUUUGCAGAGAGGCCAUUACGAGAAGACGGUCCGGCUUCGGCCGGCUCCGGUGAGCGACCGGAAGAUCAGGUAGAGCGGCCGGGCUUUGGAGCAGUGGCAGCGGAAUUGGACCUUGAGCUCCGACUUGGACCGGAACCGACCGAUGAUGUCCCGACGGCAGGCCUCAAGGAGUUUUUGUGA